Diaporthe citri is the source of this 1854-nucleotide messenger RNA. RefSeq lists its product as uncharacterized. Gene Ontology annotation, cellular component: membrane. The record is from RefSeq and is a predicted model, not a curated record. Lineage: Eukaryota; Fungi; Ascomycota; Sordariomycetes; Diaporthales; Diaporthaceae. Gene Ontology annotation, biological process: amino acid transmembrane transport. The transcript is spliced from 2 exons. The coding region runs from base 1 to 1854 and encodes 617 amino acids. Gene Ontology annotation, molecular function: L-amino acid transmembrane transporter activity.
AUGCCACCGUUGUACUCCUCGAACCUGCAAGGGCACACGCGCGACUCGCUGGAGCUCGCGUCGCUCGCGAGCUCCGACCAGCUCGAUACAGCAGAAACCGACUCGCGCCCCAGUAUAUCGUCGUCACGGAAGCUGUCACUCGAGCAGGAUGACCCCCUGGACGCCGACAAUCCGGCCGCCAACGGCCGGCCCAUGGGCCACGGGCGUACAUUCUCAGUGUCCUCGGGCUUCGACUUUACCGCCAACCUCUUCCCGCUGUCCUCGACCACCGGCGCUGGCUACACCCCCAUCGGCGCCCCAGCCACGCCGGCGCAGAACGGCGGUUUGGGCGGAGGGUCCCUCGAGAAACACAAGACCCUGACGUACCUCAACGGGCUGUCCUUGAUUGUUGGUCUGAUUAUCGGGUCUGGGAUAUUCUCGUCGCCGAGCCAGGUCAACGCAAACGUCGGCUCGCCAGGCGCUGCGCUCAUUGUUUGGGUAAUAGCCGGGAUACUUGCUUGGACCGGCGCGGCCAGUUACGCAGAACUGGGGGGCGCCAUACCUCUGAAUGGAGGAUCGCAGGUAUAUCUGGCUAAGAUAUUCGGCGAGAUUUUUGGGUUCCUCUUUAUGUGGUCAGCUGUGCUGGUGCUGAAGCCCGGCAGCUCGGCCAUCAUCUCCAUCAUCAUGGGGGAAUACGUUGUCCGCGCUGCCAUUGGCGCAGAAGCGGAAACCAUCAACCCCUGGAUCAACAAGUCGGUGGGUUUGGCUGGGCUGUUUUUGGUUACGUUUUUGAACUGCGUCUCGACCAAGCUCGGGACAAGAGUGAAUGACUUGCUCAUGUUCAUGAAGUUUAUUGCAUUGCUAGGCGUUACGAUUACUGGGAUCGUUGUCGCAGCCACUGGCUACUCUUACUCAGGGAAACCGAACCUGGACUGGAAGAACCACGAGUGGUUUGAGGGAACCAAGACGGAGACUUCGGCAUGGGCGGUCGCCCUGUAUGCUGGCCUCUGGGCUUACGACGGCUGGGAUAACACAAAUUACGUGGUGGGAGAAUUCCGCAAUCCCAGCCGAGACCUGCCACGAGUGAUCCACACGGCCAUGCCACUGGUUAUCCUCUCGUACGUGCUGGCCAACAUAUCGUACUUCCUCGUGCUGCCCCUGGCGGCCACCAAUUCGUCAAACACCAUCGCCGUGCUCUUUGGCUCCAAGGUAUUCGGCCCGAUCGGGUCGCUCUUCCUGGCCCUGAUCGUCAGCGCGUCGUGCUUCGGGGCGCUCAACAGCUCCACUUUCACGAGCAGCCGCCUCGUCUACGCUGCGGGCAAGGAGGGCUACAUCCCUGCCUUCUUCGGGCGCAUCGGCGUGGGGUCGAGCGCGCCCGAGAACCAGCACGUGUCGACGGUGCGGACGCGUAGCUGGCUGUCGGGAGGGCUGGCGCGGCUGGUGGGCGACGAGGACAAGGGCCUCUUCUUCACGCCCAUCAACGCGCUGGCGCUCAACUGCGCCCUGACGACGGCCUACGUCGUCGUGGGCGAGUUCGACACCCUUCUGACCUUCUACGGCGUCGCGGGCUACUCCUUCUACUUCCUGACCGUCCUCGCCCUCAUCGUCCUGCGCGUGCGCGAGCCGAACCUCGAGCGCCCCUACCGCACCUGGAUCACCACCCCGAUCAUCUUCUGCUGCGUCAGCCUCUUCCUGCUCAGCCGCGCAGUCUUCGCCGAGCCCCUCCAGACCCUCCUCGUCAUCGCCUUCGUCUCCGCCGGCGUGCCCGUCUACCUCCUGCGCGUCAGGGGCAGCGCCCCGGCCAAGCGGCCCCGCGACUACGACGAGGACGAGUCCGGGCCGUGGUGGAAGUUCUGGAGGCGCUGGCGGAGCUGA